AUGCCUCGCCUGGACUCCUGGUCACACACUCCUCACCGUGUCCUGCUGCUGCUACUGCUAUUUCGGCUACCGCUGGGACUUACAGGAGCAGCUGAGCGGGAGCUGAAGGUGAUUCAGCCUGAGAAAUCAGUUUCUGUCUCUGCUGGAGACUCAGCCACUCUGAACUGCACUGUGACCACUCCACAACCUGCGGGGCCCAUAAGGUGGUUCAGGGGUACAGGGCCAAAUCGGCAGCUUAUAUAUAGUUUCACAGGAGAGCGUUUCCCCAGAGUCACAAAUGUUACAGAUGCUACAAAGAGAAACAGCAGGGACUUUUCCAUCCGCAUCAGUGAUGUCACACCUGCUGAUGCUGGCACCUACUACUGUGUGAAGUUCCAGACGGACUUAUCAGAGUAUGGGAAGGAGCUUCAGUCUGGGGGAGGCACUGAGUUGUAUGUGCUUGCUGAACCAUCUCCUCCUGUGGUCUCGGGUCCUGCAGCCAGAGCUGCACCUGGGCAGACAGUGAGCUUCACAUGCAGGUCCCAUGGCUUCUCCCCUCGGAACAUCUCACUGAAGUGGUUCAAAAGUGGAAAGGAGCUCUCUCCCUUCAAAACUACUGUAAACCCCGAAGGAGAAAGCCCCUCCUACAGUGUCUCCAGCACAGCCCAGGUGGUGCUGAGCCCUGAGGAUGUCCAUUCUCAGGUCGUCUGUGAGGUUUCCCAUGCCACCUUGCAAGGAGGAUCUCUCCGUGGAACUGCCAACUUGUCUGACAUCAUUCGAGUUCCACCCACCCUGGAGAUCAGCCAGCAGCCAACAAUGGUAUGGAAUUGGAUACAUGUCACCUGCCAAGCAAAGAACUUCUAUCCUUCGGGACUUUGGAUGACCUGGUUAAGGAACGGACACAAGUCCCAGACAGAAGUGGCUUCUACACUCACAGAAAACAAUGAUGGAACCUACAGCUGGACCAGCUCGCUCUUGAUGAACGUAUCUGCCCAUGAAGAAGACAUGGUGCUCACAUGCCAGGUCAGGCAUGAUGGACAGCCAGCAGUCAAUAAAACACAUACUGUGGUGGCCACAGCACAUCAGCGGGAACAAGAUCUGAAGACUUCAGGUUCUGCUAAAAUCCUUGUAGCUGUGCUCUUUGGACCUAAACUACUGCUGGUAAUUGCUGUCUCUGCCAUGUACAGGCACAAGAAGCAGAAGGCCUGACU
Acomys russatus (golden spiny mouse) is the source of this 1190-nucleotide messenger RNA. RefSeq names its product signal-regulatory protein beta-1-like. The transcript has 5 exons. Gene Ontology annotation, biological process: positive regulation of phagocytosis; positive regulation of T cell activation. The coding region runs from base 1 to 1188 and encodes 395 amino acids. NCBI's taxonomy places the organism in Eukaryota, Metazoa, Chordata, Mammalia, Rodentia, Muridae. The record is from RefSeq and is a predicted model, not a curated record. Gene Ontology annotation, cellular component: plasma membrane.